This is a messenger RNA of Funneliformis mosseae, 753 nucleotides long. NCBI's taxonomy places the organism in Eukaryota, Fungi, Glomeromycota, Glomeromycetes, Glomerales, Glomeraceae. The record is from the annotation of a GenBank genome assembly.
AUGUCAAAAGAUUAUAUUGGUUGGUUAGAGAAAGCAAUUGCCGAUGAACAUAUAAAAUUGUAUAAAUACUCGGAUUUCCAAAUUAAAAAACAAAUAGGGAAGGGUGCGUAUGGAAAAGUUUAUCGUGUUGUUUGGAAAAAUAAACGUAUUUUCGCUUUGAAAUCUUUUAAUAGUCAAGAAGUCAUCAAAGAAAGUGUGGAAGAGUUGAAACUGCACAUGAAAGUUAACAAUCAUGAAAAUAUUAUACGGAUAUAUGGAAUCACAUUGACAAAUCCAAGGUUAAUCAUUAAUAUAAUCGGCGGAACAAGAGAAAAAACAAUUAAUGGGACUCCUAUUGAAUAUUGUAAAUUAUAUGAAGAUUGUUGGAAAGAUGAACCAAAUGAACGUCCAAAUGUGCAGGAGGUUGUUUCAUCUCUUGAAGAAUUAAUUUCUCCCAAUCAAAAAUAUAAAUUUAUCGAUAAUAUUAAUGAAAAUGAUUUUAAUAGCAAUGAAUCUAAAUUAAGCAAAGGAAUUAUAUCUCAUGAUUCUGAUUCUAAGAUUCAUAAUUUAGAAAUUUCUGAUACAAAACAAGAUCCAGUUCAAUUAAAUACAUUUAUUGAUAUCGUUGGUAUGUUUAAUGCUGCUGCUUUAUAUUUCUCUGAUAAAUCUGGUAUUAAGGAUGAAACAUUGGGUGCAAGAUAUAUGAGAUUAGCCGCUUAUAAUCGACAUAAACAAGCUAUUGAUUAUUGCAAGAAAAAUGGUUUGCCUUUGUAA